Molecule: messenger RNA, 306 nt
Organism: Paramecium pentaurelia
Lineage: Eukaryota; Ciliophora; Oligohymenophorea; Peniculida; Parameciidae
Source: the annotation of a GenBank genome assembly
AUGAAUUUUAAUGCUAGUCAACAUGUAAAUUUUAUUUACAACUAAACCAAUUCAAUAAAAAAAAUAUAUUUUAUGCAAUAAUCAGUAACUUUAUUUGCGACUCUGACAAAAAUUCAUCAUCAUUAAGCAAGAAUGGAGGUUAAAAAUCCACAUUUUGAAUGUUCAUAGAAUGGCUGCUUUACUAAUUUUUAUGUUCAGAAAGGUCUUCUUUUCUAAUCUAGUGAAAUAAAAGGAGAAUGUGGAACAAAAAAAGGAUAACAUUAAGUAUAUUGUUGUAGACAAUGUUACUUAAGGAAAUUCAUAUGA